UAACUUGCUUUGAGGUCCCAAGGUAUAUAGAAGGGGAGGAAAACGCUCCCCUUCAAAAUUUCUCCCGUGGUGGGAUUCGAGUUGCACACUGUCACCCUGGAAGCUCUCGCCUUCAUCUUCCUCCCUUCGCGCGUCCUCCUACCCUCCACGGCCGGGCCACGCGCGGCGGCAGCAGCAGCAAUGGAGGCGGGCGCGUCGUCAGGGACGGGGAGCUUUCCGGCCGAAGACGGUGAGAUUUGGGUGCCCGUGCUGUCCGAUCCUCUGGAUGGGGGCUCGAAUUCGCCGACCCAGGCGGAGAUUGAAGUCUAUUCAGCAUAUCUGGAUUAUGACGCCAUGGACUUCCAAGCAGUCUUAGAAGGACCCCAAGAUGAACAUGAUAUUGAAAAAUUGUUUGGAGGUGCAAUGUUUACUUCUUGCGGUGCACGCAGUCCUACUUAUAUAAAGGAGGCGAAUUUAACUCAUGAGAUUGAAUGUGAAUUUUAUUCACCAACUAGUGAUCAUGGCAUGAUACAAACACUUGCGCCUGCGUCACCAGAAACCAAGGAGAUAAGGGGGAGGAGGAGAUCUGCGCCGGCCACGGCGCUUCCUGAGAAAGAGGAGGCCCCUGUCACCAUGGCCCUAGGUGGAGGAGGAGAGGAGGACAAGAAGAGAAAGGGAGGAGGGAAAGGGCACCCGCUGCCUUGUCACCGGAGAAGCAUGAGGCUUGCGCUCGCCGCCACGCCGCUGGAGGAGGGGGCUUGUGCUACCUUCAUAGUAGACCUGCUAGAUUACAUGCCGAAAAGUGGUUGGAGGCACCGAAGUCGCGUGAGAAGUGCACGCAAGAGAGGAAUAUGGUCGUUAAACACGGAACAAACUUUCCUUCUGCCUAACCAUUUAGGGAAUGCGACAUGCUUUCAGGACAUGAGCUCUACAUGUAAAGGCAAAAAAUGUGGGCACAGAAAAAACAAUGACCACUGGACAUACGAAGAGAUGAAAAAACUAGUGGAUGCUCUGUAUAUAUCUGGGGUUGGAAAUUGGACGAAGUUGAAACAUGAGAACUUUUCAAGAUCAGUUCGAACAUCAAUGAAUCUUAAGGAUAAAUGGAGAAAUCUUAAGAAAGCCUACACGGGAAAUGCUAAAAAAAGGAUCUUGCCGACUCUAGACAAGGAUUGUGUCGAAAAGAUCCAGAAGCUAGCCUCCAAAAUGAAGCUGCACUUGUGAAUGAUACAAGAAACAUUGUAUAGUACUUUUGGUGUAGGAGUGACUCAGCAACAGGAGUUCUGUUAUUUUUUCUAGGACAGCAAGGCAUAGGCCGGCUGCCAUAUUGAGUGUGUAGAGAGUAGAGAUUAGCAGCUUAUAUAUCCUUCCUAACUGCUUGUAAAGUACUCUCUUAUUAAUGAAACGGGGGAGGGGAGCUCUCUUAAUCAA
This is a messenger RNA of Triticum aestivum (bread wheat), 1407 nucleotides long. RefSeq lists its product as uncharacterized. The transcript is spliced from 9 exons. Lineage: Eukaryota; Viridiplantae; Streptophyta; Magnoliopsida; Poales; Poaceae. The coding region runs from base 181 to 1200 and encodes 339 amino acids. The record is from RefSeq and is a predicted model, not a curated record.